UGACCCACUCAGGAAGGAGAAGAACCAGUAUGAGUCAGAAGAAAGAGAUUCACUCUCUCUGACCACAUCCAAAAUGCCGUGUAAACUGCUAAAUCUAUGUGAGUAUGAAACACAUAAACUGGUCCGAAUACAAAGUGCAAGGCUGGGAUCGCUGAAAUGGACAUUUAACGGAGUCAUACUGAUGUUCAUCUGCAUUGUAAUGUUCUGGAACAAGGAGUACCAAGAACACGACUAUGUGGUCAGCUCUGUUACUGCUAAGGUCAAGGGAGUGGCCAUGACCAGCUUGCCAGAUGUUGGUGAUAUAGUAUGGGAUGUUGUAGAUUACAGUGGGCCAUCACAGGGAAAGAAUUCAUUUUUCGUGGUGACCAAUGUCAUUGUUACAAAAAAUCAAAGGCAAGGAAAAUGCCCUGAGGUUCCUCCUUACGGAAAAGUGUGUUGGACAGACAAGGACUGUGUGAAGGGGUUCUGGGAUCAGAACAGCCACGGGGUUCAGACAGGUGCAUGUGUGAAGUUUGAUGUAAAACAGAAAACAUGUGAGGUGUCUACAUGGUGCCCCAUAGAAACCAAGAAAACGCCCCCCAAGCCUGCUCUCUUGGCAUCAGCUGAGAACUUCACAGUCCUCAUCAAGAACAACAUCAGAUUCCCAAACUUUAACUUCAUUAGAAGGAACAUCCUCCCUGAGAUGACGGACAGCUACCUGAAGCACUGCCAAUUUAACAGGCGUACAGACCCCUGGUGCCCCAUCUUCCGCCUCGGGGACAUUGUGCAGGAGGCCAGAGAGAACUUCUCAGAGAUGGCAGUUGAGGGUGGCGUCAUUGGGAUCCAAAUUAAGUGGGAUUGUAAUCUGGACGGGUUCUUGCGGAACUGUCUGCCCAAAUACUCCUUCCGCCGGCUGGAUGAGAAGGAGAGCAACAGAACUCUGUACCCUGGUCUCAACUUCAGGUUUGCUAGAUAUCAGACAGAAAAAGGUGUUGGGGAGAGAACCCUGUUUAAAGCGUUUGGGAUCAGGUUUGAUGUCAUGGUAUUCGGAAAGGCAGGAAAAUUCAGCAUAAUCCAACUGAUCAUCUAUAUUGGAUCAACUCUAUCCUAUUAUGCACUGACCACGUUAUUCAUUGACUGGCUCAUUGGGACCAGCUGCUUCUCUAAAGAAGCCAGACAGAACUACUCAGAGAAAAAGGUUGAAUCUGUUCAGGACAGACAACAGUGCAUUCUUUGUGUCUCGUUUGUGGACGAGAACCAUAUAAGAGUGGUGAAAAGAUCACAUAGGAAAAGUUUACAACAAGUGAAGCCCAUGUCCGUUCACCCAUUCAAGGACGACAUAAGGCACCUGAGUGCCAUGGCUGGUGUAUUGCAGAAAGGGCACAGCAUAGACAAGCAGCCCCAGGCUCUCCCUCGGCCCAGCCGUCCAGCCUGGUGUCUGUGUGGCUGCUGCCUCCCCUCCACCCAUCCCCAGGAGCAGCUGUGCUGCAGGAUGAACAGAGGUCGCUGCAUCACCACCUCCUCCUUGUUUGAACAGCUGGUGCUGAGUCGGCCCUUGUUGGAGGCAGUGUUGCUGUACAGGGAGCCUCUUUGUGAGCUGACCGAGGGGGAGCAGUGGACCACCGCCAUGCGCCACUGCGCCUACAAUCAGUAUAUCACCUGGAGAUUUGGGGCCCCACCCAGAGAAAGCCUUCCGGUCAUACCCAGUUGUAGUGUGUGGAGAAUCAGAGAGGAAUACUCCAGCCAAGAUGGAGAGUACACUGGCAUGAGACCCAGAAGAACUACUUCUCCCCAGUCCAGCCCUAACACAUAGCUUUAGGGAAGAGGGAGAGUCAGUGUUCUAGAAAGCAGUGUUCUAUAUAGAAAUCAGAGACUGGUCCUCAUCAUGUAACAGCUGUAUCAUGCAUUUAUACUGGUGUAUUUAUCUAAUCUUCCAUUCUGCAUUAAGGUUAACAUUUUCAACUUGAUCAUUAUUCUCGCCUAUAGAUAUUGUGUCUAUCCAUCCCACUGUCUAGAGACCAUGAAUGAUGAAAAGGGCUCCCAAGUGGCGCAGAGGUCUAAGGCGUUGCAUUUCCGUGCUAGAGGCGUCACUACAGACCCUGGUUUGAAUCCAGGCUGUAUCACAAUCCGCCAUGAUUGGGAGUCCCAUAGGGCGGUGCACAAAUGGCCCAACGUUGUUCGGGUUUGGCUGGUAUGGGCUGUCAUUGUAAAUAAAAAUUUGUUCUUAACUGACUUGCCUAGUUAAAUAAAGGUACAAUUUAAAAAAAUAU
Molecule: messenger RNA, 2249 nt
Organism: Oncorhynchus tshawytscha (Chinook salmon)
Lineage: Eukaryota; Metazoa; Chordata; Actinopteri; Salmoniformes; Salmonidae
Product: P2X purinoceptor 4-like
Exons: 13
Coding region: 74-1792 (572 amino acids)
Biological process (GO): monoatomic cation transmembrane transport; response to ATP
Cellular component (GO): plasma membrane; nuclear inner membrane
Molecular function (GO): extracellularly ATP-gated monoatomic cation channel activity; ATP binding; purinergic nucleotide receptor activity
Source: RefSeq, a predicted model, not a curated record